Molecule: messenger RNA, 1041 nt
Organism: Sorghum bicolor (sorghum)
Lineage: Eukaryota; Viridiplantae; Streptophyta; Magnoliopsida; Poales; Poaceae
Exons: 1
Coding region: 60-674 (204 amino acids)
Source: RefSeq, a predicted model, not a curated record
UACACAUAACACAUCCAAAUAAUUCCCAGACAACUAGUAUUGUCUGACUCAUAGAUCCGAUGGGUUUGAAGCUUUCUUGCAUCCACCACCACAGCAGCCUGUCGCGGCAGGCGCACCUGCCGGCCUCGCCGGCGCCGGCCAGGGUCAUCGCCACAGACGGAUCGCUGAAGGAGCUCCCGGCCUCCUCUCCUUCUACCGUCGCUGACGUUCUUGGCCGGAGCAGCGACGCGGCGGCGUCGUCGUUCUUCGUGUGCAACUCCGAUGCGCUCUACUUCAACGAGCGCCCACCGGCGCUGCCUCCCGGCGAGGUGCUCCAGCCGGGGAAGAUAUACUUCGUGCUCCCGGCGGCCAUGCUCAAGAGGCCGCUGUCGACCGCCGAAAUGGCUGCGCUGGCCGUGCGGGCGACCACGGCGCUCGCGUCCAGCACCAAGCCGAGGCGUCACGAACGGCGCGGUGUCCGUGGCGGCGGCAAGAUGAUGGCCGUUCGCGUCAUGCCCGUGCGUGAGGAAAUGGAGGACGGCGGCGAGGACAUCUUCAACGAGAAGCUGAACCAACAGACGCUGGGGGAGUUCGGGAUGUUGCUGAGCCCAGCGAAGGACGAGAAGUUUGCAGCCGCCACGGCGACGUCGAGGCUCAAGCGGGCGCUGAGCAUCAUUCAAGAAGACGCCGAAUGAAGCUAGCAACAGGCUGUGGUCGAUCUCAAAUACUUUUGUUCUUUCCAGAAACUUAAUUUGGUUAUAGAAAAUGUCUACAAAUGUUGAAAUGUAGAAAAUAUAGGGUAGAAAAUGUCUACAAAUGUAUAUAUGACAUUCCAGCCUAUACAUAAUUCAGUAGUUGCCAAACUACAAGAACUUGUAAGUAACCUGAUUUGUUGUUUUUUUUUGUUUCAGUGUACAAUUCUCCAUUUUCUGUAUUGUAGAUUUUCUACAACUGUGCAACAGUGAAGAAUUUUCACGGGCUGAAAUGAAAUUUGAAUGAUUCAAACUUCGUGUGAGCAUGUGUGGGCCAUGACUGAUGGACUGACCUACUGAAAAUGACAUU